CAUGUAGUUAGAGUAUGGAAUAGUCUUCCUGUUCAAGUAGUGCAAACUAAACCCCCCCCCUGGGUUCCUUUUAAUCAGAGCUAGAUAAGAUUUUAACAACUCUGAGCUAUUAGUUAAGUUCUCCCCAAAUGAGCGUGAUGGGCCGAAUGGCCUCCUGUCGUUCGUGAAUUUCUUAUUUUCUUAUUACUGCCCUCGCAGCACAAUAGGUGGCGCUGUGCACCUUUUCGCCUCACGAAAGUUACUAGUCAAUCCGUAGAAGAAGACAAAAUGCAGAGCUCGCUGUAGCUGUAAGGUAUCCUUGUGGAGCUGGGCAUCUAAAGAACUCGUAGACGCGAGAUCAACAUCUCAUAGCAAGAAAUAACAACUGCCUUUAAAAAGGACUCCUGAAUUUGAAGGCAACCAUUGUGCUCACAGAAUCAGAAGGUGGAGUUAGUUCAGUUUUGCGAAGCAGGCCUUUUGAUUCGGUACAGAACUUACGGACAAUGCAAAUUAUUAUUUCAGUUAUUUAAACUUCAUAGCAGUUUAGAAAUCCGUGUGUCAGCCUGCGGUUUGUUUUUUGCUGCCGAAAACAAUACGAUUACGUGUUUUUCGCUCUCAUUUUGUUGAACAGAGAUAGUCGAAAUGAACAUUUUUCGCAUUUUGGGUGAUGUGUCACAUCUUGUGGCCAUGGUAAUUUUGUUUGUCAAGAUCUGGAGGUCAAAAUCCUGCGCUGGUAUCUCUGGGAAGAGCCAAGUCCUGUUUGCCCUAGUUUUCACCACCAGAUACCUGGACCUGUUCACUUCUUUUAUCUCAAUCUACAACACUGUCAUGAAGGUUGUGUUCCUGGUUCUGGCCUAUGCCACAGUCGAGCUGAUCUACCAUCGCUUUCGAAACACUUACAGCUCUGAGAGCGACACCUUCCGGGUGGAGUUUGUCCUUGUUCCCGUCGCUGGGUUAGCCUUCAUCGAGAACUAUGACUUCACCCCGCUGGAGGUUCUCUGGGCAUUCUCCAUCUACCUGGAGUCUGUGGCUAUUUUGCCGCAGCUCUUCAUGAUUAUCAAGACAGGUGAGGCGGAGUCCAUCACCACACACUAUCUGUUCUUCCUGGGCCUUUAUCGAGCCCUCUACCUGGCCAACUGGGUGUGGCGUUACCAAACGGAGGAGUUCUUCGACCAGAUCUCCGUCGUCUCCGGUGUGGUGCAGACCAUAUUCUACUGUGACUUCUUCUACCUUUACGUCACUAGAGUACUGAUGGGCAGUGGAAAGAUGGCCUUGCCGAUACAUGUAUGAGCAACCACUACGUCCUCCUUUAAACAGGACUCUCCUAUUCAGAUCCUUCCCAUACUCCUGACUCUCUACAUGGAUUCAAAUCGCAGCUCAUCCACUCUUUCAUUUGUUUGUGUUCGUUUGUAAACAAGAAUUCUGUUUAAAUAUAUACUGAAUAAAAAAGGUUUCCGUAUCCCGCAUAUACAUUUCGGCACAGUUGAGUUAAAUAUUCAGUUGCUUUAACCACUGCUUUAAAAAUUUUACACAGAUAACAGUAAAAUAAUUUAAACUGAUAUAAUCUCCUUUAUUAUUGUUGAAAUGGUUUGAUCCACUGGAGAAGAGUUUAUAUAUUUGGGUGUUCAUACAUCUGUUGUGUAUGCAUGUGUGUUUUUAUACUGGUGUAAUUCUGUGUACAAUAUGUAUAAACAUAAGUAUCAGAAUAUUUUAGCAUAUAAAACUGUAUUCUGAUCUUUUUUUAUCUGAGCAUUUGUUGUAUUAUAACUAACAUUUUGGGAACAUUUAGGGUCUUUUCCAAGACACUAAGCUUUGAUAAUUUUGGAUAUAUGGCUGACUGGUAGGGAUUGAUUGUGUAUCAACCAUGUUACUAUGUAGCACUCUGAAUGAGCAAGUUGUUUAUGCAAAUUAAUAAAUUACAGACUGAAAAUAA
Messenger RNA from Brienomyrus brachyistius, 1912 nucleotides. RefSeq names its product ER lumen protein-retaining receptor 3-like. Gene Ontology annotation, cellular component: membrane; endoplasmic reticulum; cis-Golgi network. The transcript is spliced from 5 exons. The record is from RefSeq and is a predicted model, not a curated record. The coding region runs from base 622 to 1269 and encodes 215 amino acids. Gene Ontology annotation, biological process: endoplasmic reticulum to Golgi vesicle-mediated transport; protein retention in ER lumen. Lineage: Eukaryota; Metazoa; Chordata; Actinopteri; Osteoglossiformes; Mormyridae. Gene Ontology annotation, molecular function: ER lumen protein retrieval receptor activity.